This is a messenger RNA of Westerdykella ornata, 1150 nucleotides long. RefSeq names its product Mgm101p-domain-containing protein. The transcript is spliced from 2 exons. NCBI's taxonomy places the organism in Eukaryota, Fungi, Ascomycota, Dothideomycetes, Pleosporales, Sporormiaceae. The coding region runs from base 99 to 1040 and encodes 313 amino acids. Gene Ontology annotation, molecular function: single-stranded DNA binding. Gene Ontology annotation, cellular component: mitochondrial nucleoid; mitochondrial chromosome. The record is from RefSeq and is a predicted model, not a curated record. Gene Ontology annotation, biological process: interstrand cross-link repair; recombinational repair.
GGCGCGCGUGUCCGCGACAAACCUCAUUCUCAACCACCAUAGAUCCUCUCUUCAAGAGCAAGCCGUGCUCUUCGCCUCUCUCGCUCAUUUCCUCAACAAUGUCUUUCGCGGCUGCCUCCCUAAGACGGAGCUCCAGUCUGCUCUCCUGCCCCCGGACCUGGAUACGUCCGUCGCAAUACCGAACCUUCACCAGCUGCCCCGUAUGCUCCGCGUUUACGAACAGUAAUUCUGUGCGCGCUGCCCCAUCUUCUUCUUCCCCAGCAGCGAAACCGGCCUCCUCCAGUUUCACCCGCACCGCCCAAUCGACCACCAAGCCCGCCUCCGCAUCACCUUCUUCCUCCUCUCCAAACACCUCCCUCUCCAACCGCACCGUCCGUCCCACCAUCCCAGCCACCGAACCUCCACCCCCGACAGCCCGUUCCACCGCCCUCGAAUCCGAUUCUCAAUCCCAACGCUCCCUAACCGACGGCCUGCUCGACGCGCCCCCCGAAGUCUCCGCCGAAACCCCUGCCAUCGACUGGACGCGCUCCUACCACGGUCUCGGCAGCGUAUCCUUCACCCCGGAGCAAACCGAGAUUCUGCUCGGGCCCAUUGAGCAGGAUGAUGUCGAGGUGAAACCGGAUGGGAUCGUGUAUCUGCCCGAGAUCAAGUACCGGCGGAUUUUGAACAAGGCGUUUGGCCCCGGGGGAUGGGGUUUGGCGCCGAGGGGGGAGAGUAUCGUGACGGCGAAGUUGGUGACGAGGGAGUAUGGGCUUAUUGUUCAGGGGCGCCUCGUCUCCAUCGCCCGCGGCGAACAGCAGUACUUCGACCCCGACGGCAUUCCGACUGCGACCGAGGGCUGCAAAUCCAACGCUCUGAUGCGGUGCUGCAAGGACUUGGGGAUCGCGUCGGAGCUCUGGGAUCCGCGGUUCAUUCGCAAGUUUACGGCGGAGAUGACCAAGGAGGUGUGGGUCGAGCAUGUGCUGACGAAGAAGAAGAAGAAGAUUGUGUUGCGCAAGGAUGAUGUGGUUAGGUAUCCGUUCAAGGAGUCGAGGAUGUAGGGUGGUCAGGGAUGUAUUUGUGUAUAUCUAUACACCUGGGAAAGGGGAUAUAUUGUAGGAUAUAAGCGAUCACGGGUCUCGUGAAAUAUAAAAGGAAUAGCCUGUGGAGU